GCGCGGGGGAUGGUGCAAUCCCGGGCCUGAGGGCAUCAGACGGGCGGCUGAUUAGCUCAAGUUUACAUCACCCGGGCCGGGAGCUGGGCGCGCACAAGACUCGCAGCGGAAGUGGCGGCGGCUCAGCACGCGUCCGCUGCUGGGACUGGGGCCCGGGCUGGAGCUGGACCGGGAUCCCGAGCUCGGCAGCAGCGCAGCAGGCCCGGCCCACCUGCGGGUGCCCUGGAGGCCCUGAGCACCGGCGGCGCCAGGACCCACGCGGGACGCCUGGACAAGAUGCGAGUCACUCCUCUGGCUGCUCCUGCGGGUUCCCUAUCCAGGAAGAAGCGGUUGGAGUUGGAGGACAACUUAGACGCCGAGUGUCCUGUCCAGAAACGAGCUCGAAGCAGGCCCCAGCCCAGGCUGCCCUCCUGCCUGUUGCCCCUGAGCCCACCCCCUGCUCCAGAUCAUGCAACUGCUAUGGCCACUGCCUCCCGUCUUGGGCCCUAUGUUCUCCUGGAGCCCAAGGAGGGCGGGCGGGCCUACCAGGCCUUGCACUGCCCUACAAGCACUGAGUAUACCUGCAAGGUGUAUCCCAUCCACGAGGCCCUGGCCGUGCUGGAGCCCUAUGCGCGGCUGCCACCACACAAGCAUGUGGCUCGGCCCACUGAGGUCCUGGCUGGUACCCAGCUCCUCUAUGCCUUUUUCACUCGGACCCAUGGAGACAUGCACAGCCUGGUGCGAAACCGCCGCCGCAUCCCUGAGCCUGAGGCUGCUGCGCUCUUCCGCCAGAUGGCCACCGCCGUGGCACACUGUCACCAGCAUGGUCUGGUCCUGCGCGAUCUCAAGCUGUGUCGCUUUGUCUUUACUGACUGUGAGAGGAAGAAGCUGGUGCUGGAGAACCUGGAGGACACCUGUGUGCUGACCGGGCCGGAUGAUUCCCUGUGGGAUAAGAACGCAUGCCCAGCCUAUGUGGGACCUGAAAUACUCAGCUCACGGGCCUCAUACUCAGGCAAAGCAGCGGAUGUCUGGAGCCUGGGCGUGGCACUCUUCACCAUGCUGGCCGGCCACUACCCUUUCCAGGACUCAGAGCCUGUCCUGCUCUUUGGCAAGAUCCGUCGCGGGGCCUACGCCUUGCCUGCAGGCCUCUCAGCCCCUGCCCGCUGUCUGGUUCGCUGCCUCCUUCGUCGGGAGCCAGCUGAGCGGCUUACAGCCACAAGCAUCCUCCUGCACCCCUGGCUGCGGGAGGACCCGAUCCCCUCAGCCCCAACCCGAUCCCAUCUCUGGGAGGCUGAUCAGGUGGUCCCUGAUGGACCAGAGCUGGAUGAAGCCAAGGAAGAAGAGGAAAACAGAGAACUGGUUCUGUAUGGCUAGGGCCACCCAACUACAUGCUCAGCUCCCAACAGUGGAUUGAGUUUGGGGUGGCUCCAAGCUUUCUCCUGUCUCUGAACUGAGCCAAACCUUCAGUGCCUUCCAGAAGGGAGAAAGGCAGAAGCCUGCGUGGAGUGUCCUGUGUAUACACCUGCUUUGUUCCACACACAUGCAAUUCCUGCUUGGAUGCUUAUCAAGUGCCAAGCCCUGUUCUAGGUGCUGGGAAUACAGCAGUGAGCACAGGAGACAAUACUCCCUGCUCACAGAGAUGACAAACUGGCAUUCUUGAGCUGACAACACUUUUCUAUGGCCAUCGGUCACUGUCUACACUGGGUACACUUUGUGCCAGUGUCAGCCUCCACUGGUGCUGGUGUUCAGGCACCUCUGUCCAAGGACAAUCCGUUUCACAAACAAACCAGCCGCCUUUAUAUCUUGUACCUUUUCAGAGAAAGGGAGGUAUCCCUGUGCCAAAGGCUCCAGGCUGCUCCCCUGAAAUUCAGGACCCAAGCCCAGCUCACUCUGGGACCUGUGUUCCCAGCAUCUCUGUCCUCUUGAUCAAGAGAUUCUCUUUCCAGGCCCAAGCCCGGGAUUUGGGCCAGAGAUAAGAAUCCAGACUAUGAGGCUAGUUCUUGUCUAACUCAAGAAUGUUCUGGAAUGAGGGUCCAGGCCUGUCAACCAUAGGGCUUCUGACCUGAGCACCAAGGUUGAGGGACAGGAUUUGGCAGGGUCUGUCCUGUGGCCACCUGGAAAGUCCCAGGUGGGACUGUUCUGGGAACAGUUGGGGCCCACAAUCCCAGGUCGAUACUCUAGGUUUUGGAUACCAUGAGUAUGUAUUUUCACCUGUGCCUAAUAAAGGAGAAUUAUGAAAUACUUCUA
Molecule: messenger RNA, 2226 nt
Organism: Cebus imitator (Panamanian white-faced capuchin)
Lineage: Eukaryota; Metazoa; Chordata; Mammalia; Primates; Cebidae
Gene: TRIB3
Product: tribbles pseudokinase 3
Exons: 4
Coding region: 277-1353 (358 amino acids)
Biological process (GO): regulation of MAP kinase activity; protein phosphorylation; positive regulation of proteasomal ubiquitin-dependent protein catabolic process
Cellular component (GO): nucleus
Molecular function (GO): mitogen-activated protein kinase kinase binding; protein kinase activity; ATP binding
Source: RefSeq, a predicted model, not a curated record